Molecule: messenger RNA, 306 nt
Organism: Erpetoichthys calabaricus (reedfish)
Lineage: Eukaryota; Metazoa; Chordata; Cladistia; Polypteriformes; Polypteridae
Product: potassium voltage-gated channel subfamily E member 2-like
Exons: 1
Coding region: 1-306 (101 amino acids)
Biological process (GO): regulation of ventricular cardiac muscle cell membrane repolarization; membrane repolarization during action potential; negative regulation of delayed rectifier potassium channel activity
Cellular component (GO): membrane
Molecular function (GO): transmembrane transporter binding; delayed rectifier potassium channel activity; voltage-gated potassium channel activity involved in ventricular cardiac muscle cell action potential repolarization
Source: RefSeq, a predicted model, not a curated record
AUGAACUGCACCGCCAGCCCGUGUCUCGCCCCCUGCUUUAGGGAAUUGCUCGAAGAAUUCCGCAACCGAACACAGACGUCUAGCGCCGAUAAGGAGAAGAAUGCGCAUUUAUUCAUCAUUGUUAUCGUUGUAUUCUACGCCGCUAUCGCCAUGGCCCUGCUACUUGCCUACAUCAAAUCCAGGAAGCUCGAGAAUAAAAACGACCCUUACCACAUCUAUAUUAAGAAAAACUGGAACGUGGCCGAGGGAGCCCGAGCGCUCGAGUCGGACCGCGAUAGCGUGGAGAUCGAGCAGCUGCUGAACUGA